Messenger RNA from Anopheles darlingi, 914 nucleotides. It is a transcript of the gene Aduk, whose product is annotated as serine/threonine-protein kinase ULK3. Lineage: Eukaryota; Metazoa; Arthropoda; Insecta; Diptera; Culicidae. Gene Ontology annotation, biological process: protein autophosphorylation; peptidyl-serine phosphorylation; autophagy. The record is from RefSeq and is a predicted model, not a curated record. Gene Ontology annotation, cellular component: autophagosome; cytoplasm. Gene Ontology annotation, molecular function: protein serine/threonine kinase activity; ATP binding. The transcript is spliced from 3 exons. Bases 234 to 914 code for a protein of 226 amino acids.
UUUCGUUUCCCGUUUCGUACUUGUCAAAGAAAAAACUGCAUCCUCGAUGUAAACAAACACAUUACCUAUGACUGUCAACAUUUUUCCGUCAUAUUUUAGAAAGGCACCAUGUUUUGUUAGACGUGACUUGACCUGAUUGUUACUUGGUUGGGAAACUUUGUUUUGCAAUCGAGAAUUACAAAGUUUCAGAGCAAACUAUCUUGGCAUUUCUCACAAUCAAUUACAAACAAAUCAUGAGCGAUACCAAAAUCACAGAUUUCACGCUGAUGGAGCGUUUGGGCAAGGGCACAUACGCUGUUGUGUACCGUGCCAUCAAGAAGACAACCAAAGAGGUAUUUGCUGUCAAAAUUAUGGAAAAACACAAAUUAUCGCCCUCCGCAAUCGAUAAUGUUGUCUCUGAAAUCGGCCUGCUGAAAAGACUGAAACAUCCUCACAUUGUGGAAAUGAGAGAUUUCCUAUGGGAUCAAUCCAAUGUCUACAUUGUCAUGGAGUAUUGCAACGCGGGAAAUUUGUCGUCGUACAUCAAAGCAAACAAAACUCUCCCAGAAAGUACGUGUAAAACGUUUUUACAGCAGCUGGCCGUAGCGUUGCGCUACAUGCGAGCACACGACGUGAGUCACCUUGAUUUAAAGCCUGCAAACCUAUUGCUACAUAAAACAGCUAACAAAUACGUGUUGAAAGUAGCAGACUUUGGAUUCGCUCAACGCUUAAAGCUAAACCAGGAAAACACCGCGGUGAAGGGAUCGCCUUUAUACAUGGCACCUGAAAUAUUAAUAACUCAGCGUCUGUGCAGGAACUUGCGGGCCGCAUCCAGGAUAACAGUCCAAUUAGUAUCCCGCAGAAACCUACUAUAUCGGCAGAUUGCAGAAAAUUGCUCCGUCACCUCCUGCAGCGAAACCCAAACGAGCGGAUAA